Messenger RNA from Salarias fasciatus (jewelled blenny), 2596 nucleotides. Its product is annotated as GPI-anchor transamidase-like. Gene Ontology annotation, molecular function: GPI-anchor transamidase activity. Bases 53 to 1204 code for a protein of 383 amino acids. Gene Ontology annotation, biological process: attachment of GPI anchor to protein; proteolysis. Lineage: Eukaryota; Metazoa; Chordata; Actinopteri; Blenniiformes; Blenniidae. The transcript has 11 exons. The record is from RefSeq and is a predicted model, not a curated record. Gene Ontology annotation, cellular component: GPI-anchor transamidase complex.
CGGAGCUACCGGCUUUCACUUCCUGGAUGUCUUCUGCUGAGAGUGCUUCACCAUGAAAAUACUCACUUUACUCUCCCUUUUUGCUACAAACGUGUUGGCAGACAGCGUUAACAUCGUGGACAGCGCCGGGCAGUUCUUUAGCAGUGGUCAUACAAACAACUGGGCUGUUUUAGUGUGCACCUCCAGAUUCUGGUUCAACUAUCGACAUGUGGCAAACACUCUGUCCGUGUACAGAAGCGUCAAGAGGCUGGGGAUCCCUGACAGCCACAUAGUCCUGAUGCUGGCUGACGACAUGGCCUGUAACCACAGAAACCCCAAACCUGCCACGGUGUUCAGCCACAAGAACAUGGAGCUGAACGUGUACGGAGACGACGUGGAGGUGGACUACCGAGGAUAUGAGGUGACAGUGGAAAACUUCCUGCGAGUUUUGACUGGACGGCUUCCUCCCAGCACGCCACGCUCCAAACGCCUCCUCUCUGAUGACCGGAGCAACAUCCUCAUAUACCUGACAGGCCAUGGCGGGAACGGCUUUCUGAAGUUCCAGGACUCGGAGGAGAUUAGCAAUGUGGAGCUGGCCGAUGCUUUUGAGCAGAUGUGGCAGAAAAGAAGGUACAAUGAGCUGCUCUUCAUCAUCGACACCUGUCAGGGCGCCUCCAUGUACGAGAGGUUUUACUCCCCAAACCUCAUGGCUUUGGCCAGCAGUCAGGUGGGAGAAGACUCCCUGUCGCAUCAGCCGGAUUUGGCUAUCGGAGUCCAUCUGAUGGACCGCUACACCUUCUACCUCCUGGAGUUCCUGGAAGACAUCAACCCUUCCAGCAAGACCAACAUGAACGAUCUGUUCAAAGUGUGUCCGAAGAGUCAGUGUGUGUCCACACCGGGACACCGCACCGACCUUUUCCUGAGGGAUCCAGGAAGCGUUCUCAUCACGGACUUCUUCGGCAGCGUCCGCAAAGUGGAGAUCACCACGGAGGCCGUGAACCUGAGCGAGCCCGUCCGGCCGGCGGAGGACAGUGCUGUGAGUGCAGAGAUGCAUAAUGAGAUGUACUCAUACAUAGACCAGCUGCCGGUGUCUGAGAUCAUCCAUCAGAAACCCAAGCAGAAGGACUGGCACCCUCCUGACGGCUUCAUCCUGGGCCUGUGGACUCUGAUCCUCAUGGUGUUUUUCAAGACCUACGGCAUCAAGCACCUCAAACACAUCUUCUGAGGCCUCGGCGUUCCUCCCCGGGCCGGAUAUCAGCGGGCGGGAACGCUGCGGGUCGGGAGUUUUUAACCCAAGCGAUAUCAGAGGGAAGGUAACAGGCUUCUACUCCUGAAAGUGGAAAGAUGAAUGGCACGGCGAAUCUGUGCCGUCCCGCCGGUGUUUUGGGAUGGCUUUGCUCCGCUGAUGGAUGUAAACAGUUGCGUUUAAUUUUCUGUGAAGGGGGAUCAGAGCGGGAGUCGAGCAGCAGGCAGCUGUUCUUACAGUUCUGUGUGCUUCACAAGGACUUCAGCAUAUUUAUUCUGUGUGUGUGUGUGUGUGUGUGUGUUAAUUGUUCUGUUUUGGUAAGUCAUUCCACUGCUGCGCUGAUUUGGAUAAAAAAUGCACUGAAUUGAGUCAGAAGAUAAGAAUUUAAUUUAUUUUGGAGAGCGCGCCGCUCUGCAUAUUUCAGCAGCAGCCUUUUCUUGUUGAAGUGCUGCUCGGGCAGGAAAAGGGAAGCGUGGGACGGGGGCCGGCGGAUUGGCUGUGAGUGGGCCGUGGAGAGAUUGCUAUUUAAUGUCUCCGCCGUCCACAUACAUUACCCCCCUUGACCGUCAUAUCACACUCGUGAAGGAUAACAAUCACACAUAAUCCCAUCUGGCACGAUGGACCCGUCCACUUCCCGUUCGGUGAAUGGCCCUCCCUGUGGAAACAUCCAUUAGCUCUGCAGCCAUGUCCUCCGCUGAUUGUGUUCAGGCUGAUGGACAGCUACUCCUCCGGUCCUCCUGCGUCUCGUGCCGCUGCCGCCAUAAGUGAGUGAUAACGGCGUGAAGCCGCCGGCCGUCCCGGAAAAUAAAUCUCCUCUUCGCAAGGCCUUGUUUCCCUCUCUUUCUCUUCUGUUCUCCCUUUGAAGCGCUGAAACAUUACGGUUCGUUGUUGCGGAGUGUGUGUGUGUGUGUGUGUGUGUGUGCGUGUGCGCAGUGAACCGGCUGCCGUUUGUCUUGGCCUCCUGUCACCAGGCCCCGCCCGUCGGCGGCCCACUGCCACUCUCUGUCGGCUCAAGUGGGAAACAGAUGAAGUUGAAAAUGAGAGCGUCUGCAUGAGGAGGCUGCCGCUGUGUACCUCUCCCCGAUACAUUAUUUAUGCCGCGCUUACUCUUUCUUAUUUCAUGCCAGUUUAUUCCUCCAGCUCUUUCCAAGCAGGACCACCAUCUCUCCUCUUCACCAGUCGAGGCCUUUUUUUAAAGAGAAGUGUGAAGAUUUCGCCUCUUUUCUAUUAAGAUAUUGAGUCAAGGAACAAAACAGAUUUUUAGAUGGUGUUUCUGAGAAACGGCUGUUGGGAUUGUUUGUUUGAGCCAUUAUGAUUGUUAGCAGGACUUGUGAAAUGUGUGCACUCCAAUAAACCGGAGGAAGAGAUCAA